Messenger RNA from Oncorhynchus keta (chum salmon), 2117 nucleotides. RefSeq names its product calcium homeostasis modulator protein 6-like. Gene Ontology annotation, molecular function: monoatomic cation channel activity. The transcript has 2 exons. Lineage: Eukaryota; Metazoa; Chordata; Actinopteri; Salmoniformes; Salmonidae. Bases 678 to 1658 code for a protein of 326 amino acids. The record is from RefSeq and is a predicted model, not a curated record.
UUGUAUAUGAGUUGAUAAGUGAAACUGUUUUAGAAAACCCAUGAUGUUCAUCAAGGAUGUUUUCAGAGGAAGUGAGAAUUUGUGGAGAAGUGUGGUGUAUUGAGAAAUGUGUUCAUGAGUUUAGAGGAAGUCACAGUGAUGCCCGAAACGUUGGUAAAUAUCCAUUCAAUUGCUGGGAGAUGACACGUGGAGUGUCUGAAUUUCUUUAUUUUGAUAGCUUAAUGAGUUUAGAUGUAAAAAUGGUUGCAAAUAGUCAAUGGGAUUUGUAUGCAGGGGUUGAGUUAUUUGAAUGAACAAAUGAUAAUGCGGUUUCCGGUCUUGCAUUGAAGUGUUUGGAUUAGGAGAUGAAAGGGCGGUAAAAAUUCAAUGAUGUAUUGGAGAGUUGGGCUGAAGACACUGUAGAGAGUAGUCGACUAAUGUGUUAAGGAGAACAUUAAGUAAAUCUGUUCCGUUUAUUAUAAGUACGCUUCGGAGUCUUCAGUAAAAGAACCCAGCAUUUUAGGAUGCAACAGUAUCGUCCAUCAAUAAACUGUAGCCUAGUGAAGCGAGUCACACCCUGAGUUGGAGGCGUGCCAGAGAGGACAGGAGAACUGAAAGUAUAGCUGUCACGUCAAUUUAUAUGGUUCCCAUGACUUGCUAUCAGCAGAAGUGCCUGUGAGUCCUGUGCGUCUGGAAAGAUGGAUAUGUUCAAAACUGUUCUUAAAAUUGUUCAGAAACAGCAGACUAGUCUCGGGUUUGGUUUAGUUGCGUUGUUAACUGCAGGCGGGGAACAGAUAUUCUCGUCAGUGGUGUUCAAAUGUCCUUGCGAUGGCUGGAACUUUUCCUACGGCAUGGUGUUUCUCUUAGUGCCUGCUCUGGCACUGUUGGUGUUAGGUUACGUCAUGAGCAAUAAAACAUGGAAAUUGUUUACAGGUUUGUGUUUACGCAAAUCCAAAUUGUGUCGUUUUAAAUAUUUUUGCGCCUGUGGGGUGGUCUUCUUUCAGAUCACCACAACCGCAGUUGUUGCACCUGUGAGUUGGAUUGCAGUCGCUUUGCUCAAUGGCAAUUACUUUGAAUGCGCCAUGACUGGUAUCAAUGUAACUGUUUUCACCAACCACCUUUGCGAUGGGAAGAGUCCGCAGUGCCAGGAUGAACUUUAUAAAUUCCCCUGUAGGAGUGCCACCCACAUGCCACAAUCUGACAGCAAUGAUGUGCUGGCAACCCUCCACGCUGAGUCGCAGGUCCUGGGUUGGCUACUGAUCGCCUCCAUCAUGGUCUUCAACCUCCUGCUGACCUGUGUUGCCCGGUGUAACUCCCCAGUCAGCUACCUGCAGCUGAAGUUCUGGAGGGUCUAUGCCCAGCGGGAGAGCGACCUGCUGGAAAGCUACACGGCAGAUCACGCCGAAAAGCUUGCAGAGAGGAACCUGAAGAGCUUCUUCCAGCAGAUGCCUCCAGAGCCUGUCACGACCCCACCUAACCAGGCCUGGGAAAAGAUCUCGUCCCUCUACAGGUUCAGCACCAGAGACCACUACUACAGCAUCCUGCACAAGUACGUGGAGAAGUGCCAGGACCCUGCAGAGGCCAGGGACCACAGGAUGUCAUCUGUCAGGUCAGACGGUCCAGACACUGCUAAUCCGUCUGUGCUCACCUUUGUGGAUGAGGGCAAGAUGAUGCUGUGAAUGGGCAUGCAUAUGAUCAUAGGAACAGCGGUGACAGCAUCACUAUCAUGACCUUAUCUGUAACCAUCCUCAUUACUUUUUGCGUCAAAGUUAUGACUCAUUAUAGAGGAUUGUUGUCAUGAUUAUACUCUUCGUCAUCAUCAUGAUUAUCGCUGUGCGUCAGGGGAUUUUUCAGUAGAAAAACCAAUCCCAUCUGAUUAACCACUCUCAGGUCUUUGCUUCAAUAACAAUGCUUCCCAAUUUUAUAUUGUGCUCAGAAGGGAUUUUUAUUUAUUUUUAAAUAGUUGAUCGUACUUUCUUUCUCUUUUACUUUUCUGUUUAGUAUUUUUAUGCUCCUCAGACUUGGCCUACAUACAGGUGGUCUGUGGCAUUAAACAGGAAACGCAUGGUCUGGUUCUAUUAAAUAAGGAGCAAGUUUGUGCACUGCAAAAUACUUUCAAUAAAAGCCUUUUAACAGUG